Balaenoptera ricei (Rice's whale) is the source of this 3879-nucleotide messenger RNA. RefSeq names its product zinc finger protein 689. Lineage: Eukaryota; Metazoa; Chordata; Mammalia; Artiodactyla; Balaenopteridae. The coding region runs from base 325 to 3225 and encodes 966 amino acids. The record is from RefSeq and is a predicted model, not a curated record. Gene Ontology annotation, molecular function: DNA-binding transcription repressor activity, RNA polymerase II-specific. The transcript is spliced from 8 exons. Gene Ontology annotation, biological process: negative regulation of transcription by RNA polymerase II.
GUUAGGCAGCCGGCAUGGCGCUCCGGUCAAUAAAAUCGAUAGCUAGAAGCUGUCUGUGUUUCAGGCAAAGGCGGUGCAGUAGCGGCGCCGCCAUUUUCCCCGAAGGCAUCUUCCGGUGCCUUUCACCCAAGUUCGGGCAGGAGUUUCCUGAAUAACAGCGAAAGGUUUCCGUUAGCCCCGCCGGCGGCCGAUUCCUGUUCCCUCCUGGUCUCCCCAGGCACGCUCCGCCCGGGUCCGGCUUGGGCUCCCAAAUCCCGGGGCCCGCCAGCGCCCAGCGGCCAAGGCCGGGACCGGGAAAGCCGUGGCGCCGGCUUGUCGGGUCCAAUGGCACGGCCUUCGGCUCCGCUCCCCGCGCGGGGACCAGGAGAGGCCGGACCCGGCCGGAGAAGGGGAAGGAGGCCGAGGGCGGUGAAGUUCGGGGACGUGGCCUUGUACUUCUCCCCGGAGGAGUGGGAGUGUCUGCGGCCCGCGCAGAGGGCCCUGUACCGGGACGUGAUGCAGGAGACCUACGGCCACCUGGGCGCGCUCGGGUGCGCAGGUCCCAAACCAGCCCUCAUCUCCUGGUUGGAACGAAAUACCGAUGGUUGGGAACCGGCUGCUCUGGAUCCACAGGAGUGCCCAAGGCGGGUAACAGUCCAAAGAAAAACCAGAACCAGAAAGAAGAAUGAAGAGAAGGAAGUAUUCCCGCCUAAGGAGGCACCCCGCAAGGGGAAGCGAGGCCGCCGGCCCAGCAAACCCCGCCUGAUCCCCAGGCAGACAUCCGGAGGUCCCAUCUGCCCUGACUGUGGUUGUACCUUUCCCGAUCACCCGGCCCUGCAGAGCCACAAGUGUGCCCAGAAUCUGAAGAAGCCUUACCCUUGCCCAGACUGUGGGCGCCGCUUUUCCUACCCGUCCCUGCUGGUCAGUCACCGGCGGGCACACUCUGGGGAGUGUCCCUACGUUUGUGACCAGUGUGGCAAGCGGUUCUCCCAGCGCAAGAACCUCUCCCAGCACCAGGUUAUCCACACAGGCGAGAAGCCCUACCAUUGUCCUGACUGUGGCCGCUGCUUCCGGAGGAGCAGGUCCUUGGCCAAUCACCGGACCACACACACUGGUGAAAAACCCCACCAGUGCCCCAGCUGUGGGCGUCGCUUCGCCUACCCCUCCCUGCUCGCCAUCCACCAGCGCACACACACCGGAGAGAAGCCCUACACCUGCCUGGAAUGCAACCGGCGCUUCCGCCAGCGCACCGCCCUGGUCAUCCACCAGCGCAUCCACACGGGCGAGAAGCCCUACCCGUGCCCGGACUGCGAGCGGCGCUUCUCCUCCUCUUCUCGCCUGGUCAGUCACCGGCGGGUGCACUCCGGAGAGCGUCCCUAUGCCUGCGAGCACUGCGAGGCCCGCUUCUCCCAGCGCAGCACGCUGCUUCAGCACCAGCUCUUGCACACGGGAGAGAAGCCCUACCCCUGCCCGGACUGCGGACGUGCCUUCCGGCGGAGCGGUUCCCUCGCCAUACACCGCAGCACGCACACCGAGGAGAAACUGCACGCGUGUGACGACUGUGGCCGCCGCUUCGCCUACCCCUCACUGCUGGCCAGUCACCGGCGCGUCCACUCGGGCGAGCGGCCCUAUGCCUGCGACCUGUGCUCCAAGCGGUUCGCCCAGUGGAGCCACCUGGCUCAGCACCAGCUCCUGCACACUGGGGAGAAGCCCUUCCCCUGCCUCGAGUGUGGCCGUUGCUUCCGCCAGAGGUGGUCUCUGGCCGUCCACAAGUGUAGCCCCGGGGUCCAGAACUGUAGCCCUAGAUCUGCUAUAGGGGCGCCUAGCCAGAAAGGCAACAGUGCCCUGAACCGGGACGUGACGCGGGAGACCUAUGGCUUCCUGGGCGCGCUCGGUGAGGCCCGGCCAGGACCCAGUAAUCUGUUGGAAGCUGGGACUGAUGCGCCCAGAGGCGAUGGGCUGGAAGGGCGGAUCCCGCUGCCGGGAGGCGCAGAGGGAGACCAUCGAGUUCUAAGUCCCGAGCUCCACAAACGCCGAGAUCGUUGGUGGGUUCCAGAUCCCGCCUACAGAGACUUCCGGGCGGAAACGCCCCGCCAGUCCCGCCUCGCGGCACAGCCGCUUCCUGCUGUCGCGGCCAAUCACCGGCCGCUGUGCAACGCGGCCAGCGGGAGUUCUGGAAGCCGCAGCGGGUGUCUGUGUCCAAGCUGCCAUGAAGUGACUAAAGACCGAGGGUGUUUAUUUGUCCCCAUCAGAACCCCGAAUCCCAAACAGCCAACCCUGCUACUUCGGUUCCCUCGGCUGAGUUCGGAGGCCAAGGCUGGGCGGGGCCCCGGGCUCGGGAGCCUUUCCUGUGGACGACGAGAGCUGAGGCCGGGCGCGGGGAGCAGGCGGCAGCUGCUCGGGGCUGGAGGCCUCAUGGCGCCGCCCCCGGCCUCGCUCCUGGUGCUGAGACCGGGGGAGACCGGGCCUGACUGCAAGAAGCCUGCGGCCGUGAGCUUCGCGGACGUGGCCGUGUACUUCUCCGUGGAGGAAUGGGGGUGUCUGCGGCCCGCGCAGAGGGCCCUGUACCGGGACGUGAUGCGGGAGACCUACGGCCACCUGGGCGCGCUCGGAUUCCCAGGCCCCAAACCAGCCCUCAUCUCUUGGAUGGAACAGGAGAGUGAGGCUUGGAGCCCCGCCGCCCAGGAUCCUGAGGAGGGGGAAAGCCUGGGAGGAGCUCUGAGAGGAGAUGUCCCAAACAAAAAGGAAGAGGAACCUGAGACAGGGUCAGGAGCCAAAGAAUCCAAAAAGACUCCUGGGAAGGAGAGGCCUGAAGAGCUGGUUAAAAACAAUCUUGACUCAACCAUCAGCGAAACCUCGUCAAGAGCACAGCCACCCAGGAAAGCUGCCUGUGACCAGAGCGCAGGUGCGCAGCCCCCGGUCCUGGUGCCCAGCGUAGAUGCUCAGGCCAGCCAGCGGCGCCACGUGUGUGCAGACUGCGGCCGCCGCUUCACCUAUCCCUCGUUGCUGGUCAGCCACCGGCGCAUGCACUCGGGUGAGCGGCCCUUCCCCUGCCCCGAGUGUGGCAUGCGCUUCAAGAGGAAGUUUGCCGUGGAAGCGCACCAGUGGAUCCACCGCUCCUGCUCUGGGGGCCGGCGGGGCCGGAGGCCCGGAAUCCGGGCUGUGCCUCGGGCCCCGGUCCGAGGUGACCGGGACCCGCCGGUGCUGUUCCGGCACUACCCGGACAUCUUUGAAGAGUGCGGGUGAGUGGCUCCCGCUGGCUGGGCUUGAACCUGACCUCAGCGCUAAGGACUAACUGGGCCCUGAGGGAAGCUCCUGACUCAGGGAUUUGGGACCCAAAAUUCAUCCUUUGGUUUUCCCUCAAGGAUCCCUCUAGUUUCCAAACUUGUAAAAACAAAAGUGCCUCUAAAGAUUCAAAGAGAUUAAACUUGACGCCUUCUCUCCCUAGUCUUUCUAAAAAAAUGAAGAGAGUGAGAUGCUGGACUUCUCUCAAAGUGUUAUCUCAGUAGCAGGUGCAACCAAGAUCAUGUGCAAACACUGUCUCCAAAAAAAAUCCCCGCUGCUUAUCUGCAGCAGAGGUAAAUGCUAUGGGGGACUAAGGCCAAGGAGGAGGCCUCAGAUGUAGGGCAUGGUCUAGCUCCGGGUAACUGACACCAACAGGAGGCUCAGGCAGUGAAGUGGGUGGAAAGAAUACAGAAGCACCGGGUGCAGACCUAGUCUCUGCAACUUGCCCCCAGGGCAUAGCUGGUAAGUCACAUGCUUUCCCUGAGCCUCAGCUCCUUCAUCUGUAAAAUGAGGAUCAAUAAUAUCUACCUCAAAGGGUUACUGUGAAGACUGAAAUUGUAACAAGAUAAUAUGUAUAACACAGUAAAUGUGCAAUAAACAUUUGUUGAAACACAA